This is a messenger RNA of Fraxinus pennsylvanica, 984 nucleotides long. Lineage: Eukaryota; Viridiplantae; Streptophyta; Magnoliopsida; Lamiales; Oleaceae. The record is from the annotation of a GenBank genome assembly.
AUGAAUCCAGAAACGGUAUUAAAAAGAGCUUCUCUGUUGUACAAUUCUGGUUCCAAGCCUAAUGCCUAUACUCUUGUUCAUUUGAUUCGUGCUUGUACGACUACUGGUCGAGUUUCACAUGGCCAACAGCUACAUUCUCACAUUCUGACAGCUGGGUUUGAUUCAAAUGUCUUUGUGUCAACAGCUUUGAUAAAUUUUUAUGUGAUGUUUCAGGAAUUAAAUGAUGCCCAAAAAUUGUUUGUUCAAAUUCCUCAACCAAGUGUGGUUUCCUGGAAUUCUUUGAUUUCUGGAUUUGUUCGUUCUGGUAAGUUCAGAAAAGCGUUGAAUUUGUUUGUUCAGAUGGAAAAAUCUGGUGUUUUAGCAGAUUCUUACUCGCUCACCGCCGCUUUAUCAGCUUGUGGGCAGCUGCGUUUAGUGCAGUUCGGAAAAUCAUUACAUUCUAAGAUUGUGAAACUUGGCGUUGAAUGUGUUAUUGUUGUUUCCAAUUGCUUGAUUGAUGUGUAUGGAAAAUGUGGUUUCCCUGCAGAUGCAAUAUGGAUUUUUGAUGAUAUGGCUGAUAAGGACACUAUCUCUUGGAAUUCCAUUCUUGCCGCAAAUGCAAGAAAUGGGAAGCUUGAACGAUCAUUUAGCAUUUUUAGCCAAAUGCCCAACCCCGAUACAAUCUCAUACAAUGAGCUUAUCAGUGGCAUUGCACAGUUUGGAAACAUAGAAGAUGGAAUUGGAAUUUUAUCAAGAAUGCCAAAUCCUAAUUCAUCUUCAUGGAAUUCGAUAAUAACUGGGUAUGUGAACAGAGGUAGAGCCCGAGAAGCUGUUGAAUUAUUCAACAAAAUGCACUUGAGAGGAGUUAAAAUGGAUGAGUUCACAUUUUCAAGUCUUUUGAGUGGCAUUGCCAGUCCUAUUUGGCUUUUUGGGAUCAAGGAUGUUAUAUAUGCUUCAAAGGAUCACAGCCUUAUGCAGAGGCAUCACUCAAUUGAAUUGUGUUGA